GUUUCAAACUGUUGUCAAGCCUGGAUUAUAUUUUAGAUAGUUAGCCAUGUGCUAUAUUUUAAUUAACCACCAGUUGGCGUUGCUAUAUGUAUAGCUAAUGUAGAAUUUCUUUAUAUACUGAAAAGAUAGUUACAAGUGAGGUCGAAUUAGUCGAAUGGAUGAUGUUGGGAUUAAUUUGACGUUGGCAAACUUCAAGUUAGCUUGCUAAUGCUAAUUCUCAUUAGCAUUACUAAUAUAUCAAGGACUUAAUGCUGGUUUGACAGAACUUGGUGGCUAUUUUUGCUGCAAUGACUGCGCAGUUCUUGGAGAGCAGUCCCAAGAUUUCCGCAGGACAGCAAAGUCAAGUGAGAGACUGGGUUGUUUUACGCACAACCCCAAACGUUUACAACCACAGCGAUUUAACUCACAGGAUGUCCCAAACCAAGCUACUGUUCAAUGAAGCUAUCCCUGCAAGUGCUAGCAACCGUGCCACCCAUGUACGCCCACCAGCCCCCAUUGUGAUCGAGAGGCUGCUGCCGCUGUCGGAGGAGCGUGAGAGGGUGGACAGCGCCCGAAGCUCCAUCAGCUUCACCACCCUCUCUGAGGAGAGACUGCGCACUGCGGUUCAGCUGGCCAAGCGAGAUCUGAGACGAAGGCGCCUCAAAACACUGAUAGAAUCCCCUGCCAGACCAUCCCAGGAGGCCACCUCCACCCUUGAAACAAGUGAUGUAGUUCUGCUUCAGGAACUUGCAGCCACUCCAAAUAAGUUAAAGGCCUCUAGUCCAAAGGAAAAAAUGGCCCAACCUGGAGCCAAGCUGUCUGUGCUCACAUCCCAGAAGCAUCCCAUUUCUCCCAUGCCUUGCAUUGGCCAGUCACCCCCAAACAGAGACCCUGGCCCUGGAGCCAAACAGACUUCUCUAAGCCAGGAGAUCCACAAGCUGCAACAUGAGCUGGAAGUGUAUAUUCAAAAAGUAGAAGAGCUAGCCAACAGAGGAGAGAAAAUAGAGGAGCCACUAGAGCCUGAAGAGCAAAACAAGUUGGAGAUACGCAGAGAGAAGCAGGCAGCUCGCUCAGCACGUGUCAUCUAUGUCCUCCAACAACAGGUAAAAGAGAUACAAGGAGAUAUAGAGAAACUACGAAGCCAGAGAACGUGGGACACCAAAAAGUCCACAGCAAUAAACAGGCUUGCAGCCGCCCACCGAGGGGCACUCAGGGCCUUACAGGUUGUUAUCCACCAGCUUUCAGAUCUAUCUCUUGUCAAAGUACCCCCUUAUUGCAAAGAGCUGGGCCAGCUGAUUCGCCAGCUCUCUUUGUGCUCAGCCAAAGUUGAAGUAAAACAGGGUUCAGCUGUGCCUGGGAAGGCCCUUGAAAUUCUGCAGAAACUAGAGACUUUGGAUUCUGUCCUCAGUAAACAAGACAUGCUGGAAAAGUUGCAGGCCCAAGCAUGUCCUCCACACAGGAAGUCUCCUCAUCGCAGCAUGUCACCAACGAGAGCACCCAAAGGUCCCAGCACCUCAUCUGUUCGAGGACCUCGCAAACCCAGAAAUCCCAAAAGAGUGGUCCAUGCAGGUAGGAGAAUGGCAUCGCAGAAGCCCCAAACCACUUCCCACCAGCCCUUGAACAGAAGAGAGGUGCUCAGGGCUGGCCUGGAGAGCCUUGCCCAACAGAGGGAGCUGCGAGAGCUGCAGAGACGACCUCAGAAAAACACCGUCUGCAGAAAAGGGGGAGCUCUGCACUCUGAGAGAAGCAAGGCUGACUUUAUAAUGAAGCGUAAUCAGAUACAAGAUGCAGGUUUCCGGCAGCCUACAGUCUCCUCUCAGCUCAGAGUGAACCAGCUCCCUCAAAAAGAGCACUCCGUGCCCUGGAUACCUACAUCCCCUCACUCUCCUCCUCCACAGCGCAGAUCCCCUCAAAGGAGAGGACCAGAGCCUCGAUGUCUCUUCUCUCCUGUAAAGCCCUCAGUCAGUCCUCCGAAACAGAAGGUGGCCAGUGGUUUGGCAGCAGAGCAGCCGGCCUUGAGCUCAGACAAGAAGGAACAAGCUCAGAAUGAAGCAUUAAGGAAAGCCUGGCUGGAUAAGAUGACGAUGCAGAGACUAAAAGAGCUCAACCAGCUGAGUAGAGAAGAGGCUGAACGCAUUCAGACAUUAAGGUCUGAAGUUGUCUCGCCAACUCAGUGGGCUGAGAGAGCUGAGCAGAAGGCCAGAGAGAGAAUUCAGCCCCUCCUGGAUGAAGCACAACAGAUUGGUGAGUCCAGGAACAGGAUGAGCUCUUCACUGAGGAAUCGCCUGUCUGAGCAGGCUGCAGAGAGGGCAGCAGAGAGUGCUGAGCAGCUGAGUGAGGCGCUGCUGGAAGAUCUGUUGGAGGACACUGCACGGGCGGCGUGGGCGGCUGAGGCAGACAGACAGUUGGAGGGCAUGGCUCAGAGUAGGCUGCAGGCCCCCACCCUGGAGUCUAUGCUGCUUCGUAUGGAGGAGAUACAGAGAGAUCAGGAGGAAGUGAGGAGACGGUUUGCCGCUAUCACCUAUUCAGACCCUCUUUAUUGGGACCAAUCAGGAACAGCAGGACCCCAGUGCAAUGCUCCGGGCUCCAGGCCAGCCUCUCCUCAACCAAUUAGGCUCACAAGGCCAGUGCUGAGGCAGAGCUCUGCAGCUGAUAUUGUCCUAGAGAAACCUGUGGAGACUGGACACAGCACCCUCUCGGAGAACAGCCUGACAGAGGAGGCAUCCCAGGAUGAACUGCAGCCCAGACGCAGUGUCAUGUUCCCAGGCCCAGUCGAGCGAAGCAGGGGGACUGUUAUCUCUGUACCAGGCAGCAUGCUAAGAAACAUCCGACGGUACCGGGAAGACUACGAGGCCUACCUGCGCGUUGUGGCUCACGAGGCUGUUGGCAGCUUCAGCCCCUGGGCCGUGGCAGACAGCCUGGCAGAUGAGCUACUGUCGGAGGCUCUGGCUGACGUGGCAGCAGAGUUUCAGGAUGUCGUGGAGGAAUACGCCGAGGCCGUCUUCACCUCAGAGUUUCUUCAGCCGAUCCAGUCGCCUCCUGCUUCGACUGCGGCUUUGAGUCAGCGUAUGGCAGCUGGUUUAUAUUCUGUUGCUACUGACCAACUGAAUCCAGCAUAAUAAUGGUGUAAAAUGUCAGUUCUGAAU
This is a messenger RNA of Chelmon rostratus (copperband butterflyfish), 3125 nucleotides long. RefSeq names its product KIAA0753 ortholog. The transcript has 19 exons. The record is from RefSeq and is a predicted model, not a curated record. Gene Ontology annotation, biological process: centriole replication; protein localization to centrosome. The coding region runs from base 288 to 3098 and encodes 936 amino acids. Gene Ontology annotation, cellular component: centriolar satellite. Lineage: Eukaryota; Metazoa; Chordata; Actinopteri; Chaetodontiformes; Chaetodontidae.